UUGUACUAUUCUCAUUUUCUCAUCCACAUAAGCACUGACGUUUGUUUUUUUUUUUUUUUUUUUUUUUUCUUUAGUUUUUUUUUAUCUCUAUAUAAAUACACAGUAAACAAAACACUGCAUUCUCAAUUCUCUUGAACUCUUUUCAAUUUUCUCUUUCCACUUGCCACUCACUAGAAUCUAUGGAUUCUUCUAAAAGCAACAUUUACCAGCCAUUUUUAGAAAACAAUGGAAUAUCUAAUUUAUCACCCCAAUUAUCUGAAUCCCACAAUUUUGAAUCAAGUAAUGAACUUGAAACUGUACUUUUAAACACUGAAAUACCACUAUGGAAUAAACUCCGUUUAGCUACAUGGAUUGAAAUGAAGUUACUUUUUUACCUUGCUGCACCUGCUGUUAUGGUUUAUAUGAUUAAUUAUAUUAUGUCUAUGUCAACUCAAAUAUUUUCUGGUCAUUUGGGUAAUCUUGAGCUCGCUGCUGCUUCACUUGGAAAUACUGGGGUUCAAGUUUUUGCUUAUGGUCUUAUGUUGGGAAUGGGAAGUGCUGUUGAAACACUAUGUGGGCAAGCAUUUGGAGCAAAGAAAUUUGAUAUGUUAGGAGUUUAUCUUCAAAGAUCAACAAUUCUCCUAACUCUAACAGGAAUUUUACUCGCUUUCGUAUACAUUUUCUGCAAGCCAAUUCUAAUAUUUCUAGGCCAAUCGGAAAGAAUUGCUUCAGCAGCAGCCUUGUUUGUCUACGGUCUAAUUCCCCAAAUUUUUGCUUACGCGCUAAAUUUCCCAAUCCAGAAGUUUCUUCAAGCUCAGAGUAUUGUAGCGCCAAGUGCAUACAUUUCAGCUGGGACUUUAGUGUUGCAUUUAGUGAUGAGUUGGGUUGUGAUUUACAAGAUUGGGCUUGGGUUACUUGGGGCGUCUAUGAUACUGAGUUUGUCAUGGUGGAUAAUCGUAAUAGGCCAAUUUGUGUAUAUUGUGAAAAGUGAGAGGUGUAAGCAAACAUGGAAAGGGUUCAGUUUGCAGGCGUUUUCUGGCUUGCCGGUGUUUUUCAAGUUAUCAGCGGCGUCCGCGGUGAUGUUGUGCUUGGAGACAUGGUACUUUCAAAUUGUGGUUUUGCUUGCUGGAUUGCUUGAAAAUCCUGAAUUGUCUUUGGAUGCUCUAUCUAUUUGGUAAGACCACAAACCCCUGCCAAUUGUUUUUGGUUCACAAGAUAGGGUAUAUUUACAUUCAAUUGAUUCAA
This is a messenger RNA of Nicotiana attenuata, 1224 nucleotides long. Its product is annotated as protein DETOXIFICATION 40-like. Lineage: Eukaryota; Viridiplantae; Streptophyta; Magnoliopsida; Solanales; Solanaceae. Gene Ontology annotation, cellular component: membrane. The transcript is spliced from 2 exons. The record is from RefSeq and is a predicted model, not a curated record. Gene Ontology annotation, biological process: xenobiotic detoxification by transmembrane export across the plasma membrane. Gene Ontology annotation, molecular function: antiporter activity; xenobiotic transmembrane transporter activity. Bases 180 to 1157 code for a protein of 325 amino acids.